Messenger RNA from Oppia nitens, 2885 nucleotides. RefSeq names its product putative phosphoenolpyruvate synthase. The transcript has 9 exons. The record is from RefSeq and is a predicted model, not a curated record. Gene Ontology annotation, molecular function: ATP binding; kinase activity. Gene Ontology annotation, biological process: phosphorylation. Lineage: Eukaryota; Metazoa; Arthropoda; Arachnida; Sarcoptiformes; Oppiidae. The coding region runs from base 51 to 2885 and encodes 944 amino acids.
AACUUGAAAAUAAUUUUGCAAAACGACUAAUAAUUAAUGAUUCCGAAGGAAUGUGUUUUAUUACUGAAGAAAUUGAUACAGAAGUUCAACAACAGAUACAAUCAAUAAAUAAUAUACAAAAAGACUCUUCAUUUGUAUUAGGUUUGAAUGAAGAAUCGGCUCAAAGAGUAGAUCUAACGGGAGGUAAAGGUAGCUCUUUGGCAGUACUUAUGAAUUUAAGUAAACAAUUAGUGAAAAAUAAUAGCAAACAUCAGUUUAGUGUCGCCAAUGGUGUUGUUGUCACUACUAAUGCUUACGAAAGACUUUUAGGAGAAAAUAAAGAUUUAUUGAAAGCAAUUGAAAAUUUGGAAAAAUCGACACAACUUUCACCAAAAGAGUUGAAAUCUAAAUGCGAUGAAGUAAUGGACUUAAUAUCAAACUAUAGAUUAUCCCAAUCUAUACAAAAAGCUAUUGAAGAAAAGUUAAACAAUAAUUUCAAUGAUUUUGAAAACAAGUUGUUUGCCGUCAGAUCCUCCGGUGCUUCUGAAGAUUCUGAAGAAAUGUCAGCCGCCGGACAAAUGACUACUUAUUUAGGCGUCAAAGGACUCGACAAUAUAUACUCGUCUGUAAUGAAGUGCUGGUCGUCUCAGUUCUCACACAUAGCUGUUGAGUAUAAGAGAGGUUACGGACAGCCUAUCAAUAGUCCGAUGGCUGUUGUGAUACAAGAGAUGAUAGCGUGUGAGUCGGCGGGUGUUAUGUUUACUUGUGAUCCGAUUACUGGAGACGAAAGAGUUAUUGAAGUGACAGCUAAUUAUGGUUUGGGAGAAUCAGUGGUGUCGGCGUCAGCAGAACCGGAUACAAUCAAACUGUCCGUUAAUAUUGAAUCUAAUUCCUUAUCAAAAUCAAGAUAUAUUAAAAGCAUUGAAAACAAAGUGAUCGGAGCCAAGAAAACAUUUAUAAAACUGUUAGACAAUGGAGGAACUGUUGAGGAAGAGGUCAACAAUAAUAACGAUUGUAGUGUUUCUGAUGAAGAUUUGUAUCGUUUGGGAGAUUUAGCAUUAGUUAUUCAUAAACAUUACGGUAAUGCCAGAGAUAUAGAGUGGGGUCUAAAAGCUGGCGAAAUAUUUAUGCUUCAGUCGCGACCCGUCACUAAUUUGGACAAUUCGUACACCGAUUACGAGAUUAUGCAUGAAUUGGAUUCGGUUCAUCCGACUGAGCUUGAGAUCUACUCCCGGGCCCAUUGGGGCGAAAACUUUCCCGGUUCGUCCUCAUGGAUAGUACUCACUUGGUUUUGGUCUAACAAAAGUCAAAUAUUUAGAUUUGAUCCGACACUUAAUCCGAUUGAUUUUAAUCCAUACGUUGAAAUGAUGGGUAUUGAAUAUAAUCAAUUGAUGUUCAAUUUAACAACUAGUCAAUUUGAUAUGUUUGCCGAUUAUCCCGAUAGCGAACAGUCCAAAAAUAUGGUUGUAUCGAUGUUUGGCCAUCAUAUCGAUGAUAAGGAUGUACUCAAUUGUUUUCGACAAAAACGUUUAACCCGACCGAAGCCCAAACUUUGGCCGAAAUGUAUAAAAUUUUGUAAACUAUUUUACGGCCUAUUUUUUGGACCAACAAAUCUAAUUAGAGACAAAACUGAUUAUAUGGAGAAACGAAAGUAUGAUUUAGUUGGACUUAUCAAACAUAAUAAGUCAUCGAAAGACAUAUUACAGUCAAUUUUGGACAACUAUUUUGAUAUCUCUCGAUUGCUUCUGAAGAAUCACGGAAGUGUCUCAAUGGGCUCAUCCAUCAAAAAUUCAAUACUCAAAGGACUACUGAAAACUGGCAAAAAUGACAAUCCAUAUCUCGAUUCGGAUUUCAAUUUAAUGAUCUCUUCGUGUGAUAAUGUGAUCAGUGCUGAAGUGCCAAAUAGUUUACGAGAAAUAGCAAAAGCCAUCAAAAAUAAACAACAAUUCAGACAAUUGACUGACGAAGAAGCACUUCAAGUGUUGCGCAAUGGUAAUGACGAGGCAUCAAAAAAGUUUGAGAAGUUUCUUGAAAUUCAUGGACACAGAGGUUAUCGUGAAUUGGAUCCAAUGUAUGAAACGUGGAAAGAAAAUCCUAUUCCGUGUAUCAAAACUAUUAGAACAUUACUUACCGGCAAAGAGUCACAACUGGAGCCAAAAAUUGGCAAAUCUGUUGAUGAAGUGGUCGACAAAUUGAAAACACCAUUGAGUUCAUUGAAAAAGUAUUUGAUCCGAAAUUUUUUUCUUCCAUGGAGUAGACGUGGAGUCGGAUAUCGGGAACAGUCUAAAUAUUUUAUGAUUUGGUUGAAUAACCAUUGGAGACAAGGAUCCAGAUAUUUGUCAAAACAAAUGGUUAGCGAAGGACUCAUACCAUCAGCCGAUUCAUUCUAUUACUUAACUAUUGAUGAAGUGUUGGCUCUUUGUAAUGGAGAAAGAGAUCCAUUAAUUCUUCAGAAAAUGAGACACCGGAAGAGAUUGUAUCCAAAAAUGGAUAAAUACAAGUUUGAAGAGUUCAGUAAAGGACCCGAAAUGAAACCAAAAAAUUUUGAAGACCGUAUAAUUCUACCAACACUUAGCUCAGGUAUGGUUCAAAUGAAAGGCACUCCUGUUAGCAACGGAACAGUUAAGGCAAGAGUUUGUGUAUCUGAAGACAUCACAGACGCCGAUAAUAUUCAACCGGGAGAUAUAUUGAUAACAUAUUCAACUGAUAUCGGUUGGAGUCCAUACUUUCCAUUACUUUCGGGUCUAAUCACUGAAAUCGGUGGAACCAUAUCUCAUGGGGCGGUCAUCGCACGUGAAUACGGUAUUCCCUGUUUGAUAGCCAUUGAUGGCGCGUGUCGUGUCUUCAAAACAGGUGAUAUUUGUAUUUUGGAUACUUCAUCAGGGACAAUUACUAAAGUAGAGUAA